Prorocentrum cordatum is the source of this 582-nucleotide messenger RNA. NCBI's taxonomy places the organism in Eukaryota, Dinophyceae, Prorocentrales, Prorocentraceae. The record is from the annotation of a GenBank genome assembly.
AUGACAGCGCCGCCUCCACGGGAUCUUUUGUCUGCGGCGAUGGACCCGCUGCCGCCCCAGUGCGUGGGUGUCUUCAUCACUGCGCAUUGUGGCUACGAUUUACAAUCCUGCGUGCACAUGGCCAUAGACGGUCUGUCAUCUGUCCACGGCAUCACUGCUGCAGAUGGAGAUGUCGAGUUCAUCCGACGGAGCACGAUCCGAGUCAGGAUCUGCUCGAGCGCCAGAAGAGGCUCUACAAUGAGAUCGCCGCACUUCCUGAGGAGCACCCACUGCGCAGGCUCACGCGCAAAGCAAAGUCGAACCUGCCUCGAAUCUGGGACGAGAACCGUUCACGCGGGAGGCCUAAGCAGCAAUGGGCUCCCUGCGUCUACGCAGCACUGCCUUGAGGAAGGCGUGAGCGGCAUGGGGUGCCAGCUUCCCUCUGUGCCGAUGCGCCGUUCAGGCGCCAGGCUUCUUGCUUGCCUGCACCCUCGUGUCCGCCUCCUGCUGUCGCCCUGUCCGGCAGUGGAAACGGGUUCGAGCGCGUGCUGCGAGCCUCGUGGAGUGGAGUCCUUUCCGGCGCCAGGUCCGCUUGAUUUUUGA